AUGACGAGAGGGGAAGCAAGAGAAAUAUGGAGAGAGUUAAUGGGUCGUUAUAGGGGGGAAGUGCAUAUUCUCGUGAAACACAAGAAAAAAUUAUUAUUUAAACAUAAUCAAGAACCCGAUCUAAUUAAAGCUUUUCAUGGAAUAGGUGGAUUGGCAAGAUUUCCAGAAAACUUUGACAAAUUUGUCAGAAUUAGCUUAGAAAAACUGAGAUUCACUAUUGAAGAAAAAUGGAAAGACGAGGAAUAUCAGGAAAUUGCUUGUAAGUUGAGAAAAAUAAUUGACGAAAUAAGAACACGACUGAUUUCUGCAUUUGAAUAUGAUGCUGAUGAAUUUUGUGUUUUAAACCAUGGCGACUUUUGGACAAGUAAUGUAAUGUUUAAGUGCAAUGAAAAAGGAAACCCCUGCGAUGCACUCAUAGUCGAUUUUCAAUUAAUACACUACACUUCGCCAGCGAUCGACUUGCAACAUUUUCUUGCAAUGUGUCCAGAAUUCGAUGUAAGAGGUGACAAAGAUGAUUACUUUCUCGAAAAUUAUCGGACAAUCUUGAAAAGUACAAUGAAGAAAAUAGGGUGUAAAACAAACCCACCAACUAUGGAACAACUAAAAAAGGCAAUACGCAAAAGAGGAGCUUAUUCAAUUCUUAUAGGCUUGGUCUACUAUCCUAGAAUAAUAGCGGAUAAAGAAGAUGUUGAAAGUUUUAAUGAUCUGAUGAAAACAGGCACAUCAAAAAUGGAUAUUUUUAAAAAUCCCUUAGCUGUCAAAAUGAUUAAAUAAUUCUCGAAAACUGUCAAAGAUAAUGGUUACCUAGAUUAAAAACUGAUGAUUUUUCCAA
Molecule: messenger RNA, 832 nt
Organism: Belonocnema kinseyi
Lineage: Eukaryota; Metazoa; Arthropoda; Insecta; Hymenoptera; Cynipidae
Exons: 4
Coding region: 1-774 (257 amino acids)
Source: RefSeq, a predicted model, not a curated record